This is a messenger RNA of Myzus persicae (green peach aphid), 7106 nucleotides long. Its product is annotated as protein PF14_0175-like. The transcript has 58 exons. The record is from RefSeq and is a predicted model, not a curated record. Gene Ontology annotation, biological process: regulation of DNA-templated transcription; chromatin organization. Gene Ontology annotation, cellular component: histone acetyltransferase complex; nucleus. Bases 509 to 6976 code for a protein of 2155 amino acids. NCBI's taxonomy places the organism in Eukaryota, Metazoa, Arthropoda, Insecta, Hemiptera, Aphididae.
CCGUAAAGCGCGAUCUCCAUGAAAACAACGUAGUAAUACCGCACUAUCCCGCGGCCGCCGGCGCCUGUAGAGCACAUAAUUGUGUUUUCCAAGACAACUCGGAAUCCGCUGUGACGCUGUCUCGCAGUCUCGCAGGGGAGUUUAACGUGGACGGUCGUGUCCGCUCGUCUUUCUUCUCGCGUAUCCGCACUGUCUACAAUUAUAAUAUUGUAUUCAUUAUUUCUGAUACGGCUAUUUUACUUCAUUUUUGCGCUCGUUGUCCGAUCCGUUCGAUUAUUUUCUUCCGAAUCGAUUUAUUAUUUUUUUUUAAAAAUAUUUUUUUUUCAACCUGCCGUUACGCGCUCGCAAGACUCACCGCUGUUGUUUCGUGUUUCAAGAUUCGAGAGCAGCGGCACCAUACCGUCGCUCGAGCUGACUUCCUUUUACUCCGGCGAGUAACCGUAGCUGCACCGUCGACUUCGGUGGCGGUAGUCGCAGGAAGUCUCGCCGCCACACAGAUCAUCUGGCCAUGGCUCCCCGAUCCAAAUCCAAAGCGAAAGGGGCCUCGAAAGCGGCCCCCAAAGCGGCCCCCAAAGCGGCCCCCAAAGCGGCCCCCAAAGCGGCCCGUAAACCAGCCCGUAAACCAGCCCGUAAACCGGGCCGUAAACCGGGCCGUAAACCGGGCCGUAAACCGGCCGGUAAACCGGCCCGUAAACCCAGAGCAAAAGCAGCCGCGAAGGAACCGAAAACCAAAACAAAAGGGCCGCUGACGGAACCUCCAAUGCCGCCUCGAGAUUGGACUCCAUUUGCAAUAGGUGAGCAAGUCUAUUGCAGAUGGGAAAACUUUUAUUAUCGGGCCAAAAUAUUGAAGCCAUGUGAUGUUAAUGAAGAUUAUUACUGUGUUCAUUACUGGAAAUUUCGCAAAUCUUGGGAUAUGGUAGUGCAUGAGAGUAAGCUACUUAAAUAUGAAAAUAAGGCAAAUGAAGCAUAUGUUAAAAACUACAAUGCUUAUUUUAGCAAACUAAAGAGAGAUAGAUUUAAGGGUUUGAAGAUAAUAGCCCAGUUAAUGGAUAAUAUAGAAAAAGGUAUUCCACUUGUACAAUUGAAUGGCUUACAAUAUGAUCCUACUACAUGUAGGGUUAUGGUUCAUGAAGAUGGAAACAUACACUGUCUACCAAAAGAUUCAAUUACAACUAUAUUACCUGAAAUUAAAGUUGAGCCUUCUCCAGUUAACAGAGAAUCAUUUUUAUCUUCUGAACAAGAAGAAAGUAUUCAAUCAAUAUCACUUGCAGUUAGUGGCAAUGAUUCAAAUUCUGAAGUAAAUUUAUCAUCUUUAAGCCCAAGAUUUGAGGAAGCACAAGAGUCAAAGAUGGAUAAAAACUUAACACAACUCUUGGAUACUUUCUCAAUCAAAGAAAAAGUUGCCAUAAAUAUCUUGGAUGAAAUGCUAACUAAGACAAAACUACAAAACAAUGUCACCCAAAAUUAUGAAGAUCCCACACCCAAUCAUAAAUCUAUUUUGAAUGAAUGUAAUCCUCUUGAAAAAGCAGGUUCAUCAAAAAUAGCCACUACUAACAACAAAAGAAAAACAAAUGACUUUGAUGAAGAUAUUAUUGAGUACAAUAACACAAAAAAAUUUAAAUUGCUUGAGAAAAAUUCAAGUACAGAUGAUUUUGAACAGAAUACUAUUGAUUCUUGUUUAGAUCAUGCAUCAUCUGAUAAUAAUAGUUUUGGUACAGGGAAAUUAAUUCAAACUGAAACUAAUAGUUCAUCCGUACAAACAACUAUGUUAAUUAAUAAUCAUGAAACUAAGAAUAUUAACGAGUUAAGAUCCAAUAGUGAAUAUGCUUUACAAUUGAAUGAAAGUAAUUUUUCACUAGAAGGCAGAUUGUCAACCUCAGAAACAGAAUCAACCAAUAAAGAUAAAAUUAAUGAUAAUACAGCAGAAGCUAGUGAGGUAGAUGCUAAUGUGAAUGUAUCAAAAGUACAAAUAGAACACGAGGAUAACGCAACAAAAAAAUUUAAGUAUACAAAUUGUUUUAAUGUCGAAGAUGCUAUUGUUCCAUUAUGUGAGUCGAAUAUUGAGAAGAUAGUUAAUAAUUAUGAAGAUGUACCUACUGAAGUGGAGAAUCAAAAUGCUACAGCGUCUAAUAAAGAAGAUGAAUUAGAAUCUGAUGAUUUACCAAAUUUUAGCAAUUCAAUGAGUGUUUCAAUAGAAAAUGACCUAACAAUACAAACUAAUGAUUGCCAUGAAGAGAUUAUAAUUUCUGAAAUCGAGGAUCAGUUAAUGUUGGAUGACCAACAAGAUUCAAUUAAUUCAUACAUUGAUUCAGUUGGUCAUGAGUUAAGUUAUAAAUUGAAUAAAUCUUCAAAUGAAACUGAAAGUAUGUUAAAAGAAAGUACAAAUUUAACUAUGACAGAUGGGUCCUUACAUGAAACAAAUAUAGAUACUGCUGAAAUAAAUACAUUAUUUGUAGAAACCGAUUAUUUUGAAGAGGUUACAACUUCCAAUCCUAAAGAACAAUCAUGGCUUAACAAUGAACAAAAUUUGAAUAAUUCAAAUUAUGAUAUAGUUGGUAAUAAUUUAAACCAGAAGCCUGGUACCUCUAAUGAAACAGAAAGACAGCCUUCAAAAAAUUUGAGUUCAACUAUAAUAGAAGAAGAGUCACAGCUUAAAAUGAAUUUAGAUGUAGAUAAUGGUAAAUCUGAAAAAGUUUUAACUGAUGAAUUCAAGCAACAUAUGAAACCGGAGUGUGAUGGUAUUCUUAACUCAAUUGAUUUUUCAAAUGAAAAACCAUGUUGUUGCAUUAAUUCAAUUCUUAGAGGAAUGAAUAAACAAAUAGCUGAUAUCACGAAAAUUCAUUUCAAAGAUUCGUUGACAGGCAACGAGAGGAUUUUGGAUUUUAGUCAAAGAAAUACUGAAAAUGGGUGUAACUUCAAUGAUUGUAUAAAACAAGAGAUUUCGAAUGAACAUGGUAAAAAUGUUAACGGUGUUGGUGAUAAUGGAAAUUCUGAAAAAAAUUGCGCAUCUACGUUAGAGAUUCAACGAUAUCAAUCUCAUUUGGCUUUUUCAUUAAAGUCUCUGUUUAACACUGCAGCUAAUCUAGACGAUGGUAAUGACUCAAAAUUGGAGAGAAUUAUAGGAGUACAAUCUUUUAUUCGUUCCAAAGAUAGUCUUGUUCAUGAAGAACAACCAAGUUAUGCACCCAAUGAUAAACCUACUAUAGAAGAAUAUAAUUUUUCUGAAAUUGGAACGUCAUCAUCAGCUACUCCAACUACUCUGGAAAAUAGUGAAAGGAAAGAUAAUGACUACGAAGACACUACUGCCAAUUUAUUGCCAGAUAAAAAUUGUAAUUUAUCGUUAUUCUCACCAACAACACUGUCAAACAAUGAUGAGAAAAUCAAUUUUUAUGAUGAAAAAGCUAGUACAGAUAUAAGGUCUGAUGAAGUUCAUAUAGUAAAUGAGAGUUUUCCUUCCGAAACAAGUGGAUCAUCUAUACCAAUAACUGAAAUCUUGGGGAAGAAAACAAGUAUUUAUCUUCAAAGUGACGUUACUGAAGAUUUGACCUCCAAUGAUUGUUUGGAAACUGAGUUGAAUAACAUUUCUAAUGAACAAGAUGAUGAGAUAAUAGAGGUUUUUACAUCUAGUGAUAGUUGUCAUAUAAGCAAACAUCAUGACCUUGAUACCGGAAAUUCCUCAAGUUCAUCUCUGUCAACUAAUGUGAUAAUCAAAAAAAAAAAAAUUAAAAAACACAAAAAAAUAAAUACUGAUGAAGAUCAAGUUUGGAGAGUAAAAGCAUCAAAAUCAAAAAUUAAGUCAAAGAAAAAAAAUAUUUAUGAAAAAUACAAAUCAGGAGAAGAUAAUGUUCGGAAAGCAAAAUCAUUAGCAUCAAGGAAUGAGUCAAAACAUAAUAUUUAUGAAAAAUACAAACCAACUAAGGGUCUAUCAUUAAGUUACAGGAAAAAAUCAGACAUGUAUAAAAAACUUCUAAAAAGCAAGUCAAAAGACCUGUGUAUAGAUUCCGAUGAUAGUGAUACGGUUGCUACCAUCAAUGUGCAAGAUCUUACUUCUAGUAAUAAUUUUUCUUUGAACCAAAUUGAUGAUUAUGAAACUGGCUGUUCUUCCAGUUCAUCAACAUACGUGCCUAACAAAAAAUAUAAAUUUAAAGAUCGUAAAAGUGAAAAUACAGACCAUAAUCAAAGAGUAAAAGAAUGUUCAUCAACACCAAUAAGCUACUUAAACAAACAAAAUAUUUAUAACAAGAGCAAAGUAAUUAAGGAAGUUGAUAACUUAAAAAAAUCACAAGUACAUGAAAAAUAUACUAAAAGCAAGUCCAAGAAAGUGAAAAUGAAUGCCGAAAAACAUCAUUUUUUCGACACAGACUUUAAUCAAGAUAUUGCAACUAAUGAUAGAUUUAUUUUAAAUGAAAAUAAUCAACCUGAAGCUUGUAGUAUUUCAAGGUCAUCAACAUCAACAUCAACAAAUGUGGCAAAUAAAAAAAAGAAAAUUAAAGAAAAUAAAAGUGAAAUUACUGAUAGAGAAGAUAAUCUUUGGAGAUCAAAAGCAUCAACAUCAACAACAAAGUCAAAUGAUAAGAUUAUACUUGAUGGAUACGAUAAAUCGUCUGAAUAUUCACCGAUAAAUUAUUUAAAAGAAAUAAAAGCUCAAGAGAAACUUCUAAAAAGUAUGUUUAAAAUAAAUAAUAAAGAUCAUGUUGAAACAGACUGUCAACAAGAUGAUGGAGUUGAUUGUAGUUCCUCAAGUUCAUCUACGUCAAGAAAUGUGACUUACAGCAAAUUAACUGAGGAUGUACCAAUGAAUGAUUCAAAAAAAUCAAAAACAUAUAAAAAAUGUCUCAAACGCAAGUCUAGAGAUGCAUUUAUAACCAAUAAUAAAGAUACCAUUGUAGCUAACUAUCAACAAAAGGUAAUUACUAAUGAAAGUUAUCAACCUGAAGGUUGCAGUUCAUCAAUCUUAACAAAUGUCAGAACUAAAGAAAAGAAAACUAAAAUUUGUAAAAAUAAUGUUUCUGAUGAAUAUCAUUUUUUGAGAGGAAAAUCAUCAACAACCGGGUCAAACGAAAAGAUGAAUUAUGACAGAGAAAGAAAAUUAACCAAGGGUCUUGGAGUUAAUUAUUUAAAACAAAUAAAUUUGUAUGAAAAACUACUAAAGAGCAAGUCUAAAGACAAUUGUAAAGAUGCAGUUUUAAAUGAUGCAACAGAUAAUUUUGAAAGUGACUGUCAACGUGAAGAUGAAACAUCUAAUGAAAGUUUUAUUAUGAAUCAAAGUCAUCAACUUGAAGCGUGUAGUUCUUCAAGUUCAUCAAUGACAACAAAUGUCAUGAAUAAAAAAAAGAAAGCUAAUCAUUGUGAAAGUCGAAUUUCUGAUGAUCAUUGGAAAUCAAAAGCAUCAACAUCAACAAUAGUGGCUAAUGAUAAGAUAAUACUUAAUGAAGACAACAAAUCAACUGAGUGUCUACCAGUUAAUUAUUUAAAAAAAUUAAAAGUUCAUGAAAAACUUCUAAAAACCAAGUCUAAGGAUUCAUUAAAAAUUAACUAUAAAGAUCAUUUUGAAGCUGACUAUCAACAAGAUGUAAUAUCUAAUGAAAGUUAUCAACCUGAAGCCUGCAGUUCGUCAAUGUCAACAAAAAAAAAAACUAAGGAACAUAAAAAUGAUAUUUCUGAUGGAGAAGAUAAUUUUUGCAGCAGAAAAGCAUCAACCUCGACAUCAACAACUCAGUCAAAUAAUAUGGUUAUGUUUGUCAGAAGAAGCGAAGCAAAUGAGCGAGUUGAUCACAAACAUAAUUCAAUAGUGUUUAAAAAGUAUGCAAAGAAAAAGUCAAAUGAUGUAGAUUUAAAUAGUGACAGCGAAAUUAAUGUAGUUGGUGACUCUCUACUAGAUUUAACUUCCAAUAGUCUUACUUUGAAUAAUAGUAAUCUUUCUGAUACUGCUACUUCAACAAUAGAAACAACUGUAUUAAUUAGUAAGAAGAAUAUUAAUAACCAUAAAAAUAAUGUUGCUGAUGGAGUUAAUUGUGUCAAAGAAGUAAGAGAGCUUAAAAAUGAUAAUAAAAAGAAAUCGCAUGUUGUAGAUAUUAUCCCUGACAAAGAUGAUAAAGUGAUUAGUAACUAUCAACCAAUUCCGAAAUCUAUUAAUGGAAAUUGGUCAUGUGGAAGUGCAAGUUCAUCAAAUUCAAUACCUUUGUCAAAUCAUCAAAUAGAAUCUGAUGAUGAACAUAAUACAGAUGAUGAUGAUCAAUACGUUAAAAAUAGAAAAAUUUCCAAAAAUAAUCAUCAACCUUUUGAUGAUGUAGACCGUAGUAUUUUUGAAGCUUUUGGAUAUGAAAAACUUUAUUCAAGAGCUGCAAAAGUAAAAGCUAAUGAAGCAAUAUCACUGAUGAGUAAACCACUUAUCAACAAAGAUAAGAAAAAUGAUGCUACCAAACGGUCAAAGAAUGGCAAGAAGAACAAUGAAUUUGAUCCAUGGUAUGGUAUGAAGACCCUGGACGAGUAUGAAGUGAAGUUGCCAAGGUUUGCUUAUGCUGUAUUAGUUCUAGAUAAACAUAUGCUUGAUGAUAAUCGUUGUAUUUUCAUAGUACCUUCAUGUAAAUCUGUUUAUUCAAUUAUUGUUGAAUUUGCAAAGGAAACUAAUUAUAGUAACAAACAAAUACCAACCAUUAUGUUAGAAGCUUUUAACCAAGCGUUAUAUUUGUGGUUGUUACAUCCACUUGAAAUGCCUAAACAUAAUGAUGUUCUACUUCAGCAUUCUGGCAGAUCCAUGUGUCACAUUUAUGGACUUCCUCACUUUCUCAGAUUUAUCAUGAAACUGCCCAAAAUUUUCCAUUUUGUGGAAGAUGAGAAUCCGAAAUUUGUUUAUGAUGCUGUUGUAUUUGUUAAAUUAAUACUUAGUUAUAUAGAGCAAAAGUAUGAACAUUCAUAUAUACUGGAUUAUGAUUGUGUAUUGCCCUAUGAUUAUAGAAAAGCAUACUUUAUGUAACUGUUUUCCUCUCAGAAUGAUACAGUCUGCCAUAACUUUUUAUUGUUCAUUAUACAUACCUAGAUAUUAGUUUAUUACUCUGUAAAACUUUUUUUUUUUUGAUACACAUUGUUAUUUAUUCAUUUUUUUA